AUGCACACCGAUUCGUUGUAUUGUGGAUUCUCUAAACUUGUACAUCAUCAAAGGACUGACUUGAAAAUCACAUUAUACCGUAUACCGACCCCCUAUCACAUGGGAGUCGAGGACUUACCACCGCUGUUCAAAAAGAAUUACGAAGGGCAAAAAUUUUGCGAUAAAAUCGCGGCAACACCGUUCUUCUUCUGCGAAGGGCGUAGGGAAUGGCUAGGGCUGUGGAUAGGUUACGGCGACUAUUUCUACUGCGGGUUCAGUAGCUACCAGCACGGAAGAGAACGAUGGAAAGGCUUAAAUAAAAACAACUGA
Cylicocyclus nassatus is the source of this 309-nucleotide messenger RNA. Lineage: Eukaryota; Metazoa; Nematoda; Chromadorea; Rhabditida; Strongylidae. The record is from the annotation of a GenBank genome assembly.